GAAACGACAAAGAAGAAGAAUUUGCUUGUCAUUUCGGUGAAUUGUUACCCGCAACAAAAAGUAUUUGUUGAAAUUGUCGCAAGUACGUUUUAAAAAAUAGUUGAGAAGAGUACGCUGUGCGUAAUAAGUAUCCAACACUUUAAAAAAAUCUUACAAAAUCAAAAUGCCGUCGUUGGAGGUCAGUGUAAACAAAGUGAUUGUUCACCCGCUGGUGUUGUUAUCGGUUGUGGAUCAUUUCAAUCGCAUGGGUAAAAUUGGUAAUCAGAAACGCGUCGUCGGCGUUUUACUUGGCUGCUGGCGCUCCAAGGGAGUGCUGGAUGUUUCCAACAGCUUUGCAGUUCCUUUUGAUGAGGAUGACAAGGACAAAUCUGUAUGGUUUUUGGACCACGAUUACCUUGAAAAUAUGUAUGGAAUGUUUAAGAAAGUAAACGCACGCGAGCGUGUGGUAGGCUGGUAUCACACUGGACCCAAACUGCAUCAGAAUGACAUUGCCAUCAAUGAGCUUAUCCGCCGCUAUUGUCCCAACUCGGUACUGGUCAUCAUAGAUGCCAAACCAAAGGAUCUGGGUCUGCCUACAGAGGCGUACAUAUCUGUCGAGGAGGUGCACGAUGAUGGCUCGCCAACUAGCAAAACAUUUGAGCACGUGCCCAGCGAAAUUGGUGCUGAGGAAGCCGAGGAGGUCGGAGUGGAGCAUUUGCUGCGCGACAUCAAGGACACGACUGUGGGCAGUCUGUCGCAGAAGAUUACAAAUCAGCUGAUGGGCUUGAAGGGACUCAAUGCGCAACUGCGCGAUAUUAAACAGUAUCUGCAGCGAGUCGGCGAUGGAAAGAUGCCCAUCAACCAUCAGAUAGUCUACCAACUGCAGGACAUAUUCAAUCUUCUGCCCGACAUUACCAGCGAUCAGUUCACCAGCACCAUGUAUGUGAAGACUAACGAUCAAAUGCUGGUCGUCUAUUUGGCGUCUAUGGUGCGAUCGAUUAUAGCUCUCCAUAAUCUGAUAAACAACAAACUGGCGAAUCGCGAUGCUGAAGAAGGCAAGAAGGUGGUCGAUGAUAAGGAUGCGAAGGAUAAGAACAAGGAUAGCAAGGAUAAGGAGAACAAAGACACAAAGGAUAAGGAUGCGAGCAAGGAUAAGAAGGCUGAUGAGAAGUCCGACAAGAGCAAGGACGAUGGAGGCAAGAGUGCCAAAAAAUAGGAACGAAGGAAAAAAAGGAAAUCACGUCGCAAACGAAAGAAGCAACCGCCAGAAUCGUAAUCGCAAUCACAACCACAAAACAUCAAGAGCAGCGACAACAAAACCAACAUCCAUAUUACUUACGAGCAACUUUUGGACAGCUUGAGCGGAGAGUGUUACACAUUACAAAAAUCAAUCGCAUGCAGUUCAUAACACCUACAUGCAACAUGAAUAACUUACAUAGCUAGUAAUAUAUGCAUACGAAAAGCGAGAUCCUCCUUUCCAUAUUUUGUGUAGCUAAAUAUGCUAACAGUAACCAACAAGUUGAUGUAAUUAAAAUUUAAUUAAUUUAAACUUAAAA
Drosophila sulfurigaster albostrigata is the source of this 1535-nucleotide messenger RNA. It is a transcript of the gene Rpn8, whose product is annotated as 26S proteasome non-ATPase regulatory subunit 7. The transcript is spliced from 2 exons. The record is from RefSeq and is a predicted model, not a curated record. NCBI's taxonomy places the organism in Eukaryota, Metazoa, Arthropoda, Insecta, Diptera, Drosophilidae. Gene Ontology annotation, molecular function: protein binding; metallopeptidase activity. Gene Ontology annotation, biological process: proteasome-mediated ubiquitin-dependent protein catabolic process. Gene Ontology annotation, cellular component: proteasome regulatory particle; proteasome complex. Bases 164 to 1195 code for a protein of 343 amino acids.